Daldinia decipiens is the source of this 4129-nucleotide messenger RNA. Its product is annotated as ras GEF. Gene Ontology annotation, molecular function: protein binding; guanyl-nucleotide exchange factor activity. The transcript has 2 exons. Gene Ontology annotation, cellular component: plasma membrane. Bases 310 to 3918 code for a protein of 1202 amino acids. Gene Ontology annotation, biological process: Ras protein signal transduction; positive regulation of GTPase activity. Lineage: Eukaryota; Fungi; Ascomycota; Sordariomycetes; Xylariales; Hypoxylaceae. The record is from RefSeq and is a predicted model, not a curated record.
AACAAAUUUUCUAUUUCUCUCCCAGGUUCUUCUGGUUAUUCCACAACGCCUCUUCAACCUGAACAACUAGAGUUCUCGCAAUAACCUCGCAUCGAACUUUCUAGAAUCGCCUAUUCCAGACACAAUUAUUUAUGGUAUCAGAAAGCCUUCGAGUCUCGAGACUCUCAGAGAAGAAUUAAGACGUGGUGCACGUCCGCUUAAGCACCUACGUCGUGAGGAGUCUGGGUAUCUCCUCUAACUAUUGGCUGUUGCAAAAGUAACAGCAAAAAUUGGUCCCAUGAUUUUCUACAGCGCAGUUUUACAGCAAUCAUGAUGCUGGAUGACCAACCUAUGCGAGCGAGCCUACAAGUGGCUCCGCUCGCAAUUAACAAGAGCCGCUACGAUGAAGCAGCAGUGAACCCACAGGAAGGUGAACCAACAGCAUCCACACAUCCCUACUCUCAGUCCCAAAUAACUCCGCCUUCGACUCCCAAUGAUUCGCAGGAGGAGUUAGUCCCCCAACCCACACCAUCAAACCCUAUCUUUCAUAACUUCCUUCGAGCCUUUUAUCCGUUCCAUCCCACAUAUGCUAUGUCAGACUCAACCGUUACACUACCCUUGAACGAAGGCGACGUGGUCUUAGUCCACUCUAUUCACACUAAUGGGUGGGCCGAUGGGACAUUGUUGAUAUCCGGUGCGAGGGGAUGGUUACCAACGAACUACUGCGAAGCGUACGACCCCGAGGAGAUGAGGAAUUUACUCAAUGCGUUAUUGAAUUUCUGGGACUUGCUAAGGAGCACAGCGACGAACGAUCGGGACAUCUUUAGCAACCAGGAAUUUAUGAAAGGCAUUAUUGCGGGCGUGCGCUAUCUAUUGGAACACACACAUUGUUUGACUCGGGAGUCAGCUACAAUACAGAGGAGCGAAAUCUUACGUCGUGGUAGGAAGUCGUUGCUAUCCGAGCUAUCAUGUUUAGUGAAAAUCGCCAAACGACUCCAAGAAACAUUAAGAGGGUUACCGCGAUAUAUCGACGAUGUAAACGACAUUAUUGACGAGAUGAUCCUGAAGGCAUUCAAAAUAGUGGUCAAAGGCGUUCGAUUUUUGGACUUGGUUGAAGACGAUAGACGGUUACGUGCACCUGCAGUAACAGUCAUGGCAACCGUUGUCGAGGAGUCAUUCGUGCCACCAACGCCACCUUUGGAGUCGACGGAGUUUGAGGGCGACCGGAGAGACGAAGCUGCAUCUUCCCGAACAGCUGUCGAUGCAGUGACCACUAAAGGGUUAGCACCACCGGCAGCCGACGACGCACAAACAACUGGAUCCACCAACAAACGAUUAUCAUCUAGUGUUUACUCGUCUGCUAAUGUAGCAAGUAAUCGGAUGUCUCAACUCAGUACGUCACACGGAAAUCGAUUAUCGGCUACUAUAUCACACAGAGUGUCUCUAGCCGGUCCUUCUCCAUUAUCGCAUCCCCAAAAUCUUGUUUCAGUGCGGCUAAAUUCCUGCCAUGAUACGUUUUUAUCGUAUCUUGGAUCUUUCAUUGGUCGAUUGCACGUCCAAUCUCAAUCCCGACCGGAACUCGCCCUUGCUAUUAAGCAUUCAGUAAUCUCAGGCGGAGUGCUUUUCUCAGUGGUAGAUGCGAUAUGUGAUCACAACAUAUCCGUUUCGGAGACGUUGGGACAGUCGCGUGUAGCCAUGUACGAUCGUAUCAGAGAUUUGGUCUACCUUGCCCGUGAGAUUCUAGGUAACCGGGGACCCGACGGCGAGGAUGUCAUUAUGCCACAAGAUAACAGUCGGCUUCUCUCAGCCGCUACUGGGUGCGUCAAGGCAGCUGGCGAAUGUGUGGCCAAAACCAAAUGGGUUUUGGAAAGAAUAGGCGAUUUCGAAUUCGAAGUCGAGAACGAAAAAUUGGGCAUUGACCUGGGUGUUUUUGAAGCUGUAUCCGAGAGCCAGCCGCGAACGCCAACCGAAUCAACAAUUUCAGAAACCAAGACACCUGAGUCGUCAUCUAGGCCUAAUCGUUCGACUCAGUUAUCGAUCGACAAGCCACUCCCUGAGGUCCCUGUUGAAAAUACGCAAGGGCGAGAAACCCCCGAGCGAAUCUCCUCGCCUGCGUCAAGGCCGCAAUCGAUGAUUAUAGAUGAUACAGCAUCGAGCAUGGCGUCCUCUGUCUCCUCUAUUCGACCUUCACCCCCCUCUCUACCAAGGCUUACGACUGCCAUUCCGCCAAAUGAACCGUAUAGCCCUACGACAGAAAUUUCGCAAGACGUCGAGUAUCAGAAUUCUUUCCGAUCUGAUACGGGCACCGCUUCCAGUUCUGGAAGUAACAACACAUAUCUAAGCCGUGACUCGGAAUCGAGCAUGGUGUCCGAUAUUUCCACACGUGCCACUACACCUGAUAUUACACUUGUACCAAAGGCUCAACCGUCCUUGUCAGACUUAAGUACAGCAGGCAGUUCCAGCAUAGGCGAGGAGGUCGAGGAGCUUGAGUCAAAAUUACUAGAGAAAACAUUUGCUCAUGAGCUAAUGUUUAACAAGGAGGGACAAAUCACUGGUGGCUCGCUUGCUGCUUUAGUCGAGCGUCUUACAACCCACGAAGCGACGCCUGACGCUAUGUUUGUAUCCACCUUUUACCUCACCUUCCGGCUGUUCUGCACGCCUAGCAAGCUGGUAGAAGCACUCAUUGAGCGCUUCGAUUACGUGGGUGAGAAUCCCAACGCAGCAGGCCCUGUAAGAUUACGCAUCUGCAAUGUCUUAAAGGGGUGGCUGGAAUCGCACUGGCGCGAUUCUAUCGAUCACGAAGCGUUACCGCUUAUUCAGAAUUUUGCAGAGUUCAAACUUGGGUCACUUGCUUCUCCAGGCGUAGGUAAACGAAUCCUGGAACUCUCGCAGCGAGUUUCGUCCACAGAUGGUUCGCUGGUACCACGUCUGGUGUCCUCUAUGGCGAAGACGAGCACCUCCACCUCUCAAUACGUCCCUAUCGACACACCGAUGCCCAAUCCUGCCAUAUCUAAAAGCCAACAGAAUCUCCUCAAUAACUGGAAGUCAGGGGGCAGUUGCCCCUCGUUUCUUGAUUUUGAACCUCUCGAAAUUGCUCGGCAGCUAACUCUCAAACAAAUGAGCAUCUUCUGCUCAAUCUUGCCAGAAGAGCUACUAGGUUCCCAAUGGAUGAAGAAGAACGGUGCAUCAUCGCCUAACGUAAAGGCGAUGUCGAGCUUCUCGACCGACUUGUCAAAUCUCGUGGCGGACACUAUUCUUCAAUAUCCAGAAGUUAAGAAGCGUGCCGUGGUCAUCAAACAGUGGAUCAAGAUUGCCCAUCAGUGCCUGGAACUGAAUAACUAUGAUGGCCUCAUGUCCAUUGUUUGCAGUCUGAACAACUCUAUUAUCAGUCGCUUGAGAAAGACUUGGGACCUCGUGAGCCCAAAGCGACGCGAAAUGUUAAAAACCAUGCAAGCUAUUGUUGAACCAUCCAACAACAAUAAGGUGCUUCGAGCUCGUCUUCAGGGCCAUGUCCCCCCAUGCCUCCCGUUUCUCGGCAUGUUCCUUACCGAUCUUACGUUUGUCGAUAUUGGAAACCCUGCUACAAAACAACUUCCUGGCUCAGGUCCAAACGAAAACGGCUUAACAGUUAUCAAUUUUGACAAGCACACCCGAACUGCGAAGAUCAUCGGGGAGCUACAGCGGUUCCAAAUUCCCUAUAAGCUGACAGAGGUUCCGGACAUGCAGGAAUGGAUUCAAGCGCAAGUUACUCGUGUAAAAGAGACCGACCAAGGCAAUGUCCAAGUCAGCUAUUACCGAAAGAGUUUACUGCUUGAACCCCGAGAAACCUUCUUGAGAACCCCAACUGAUGGCCCAGCCGCUACACCAGCAGGUCAAAGGGCAGAUUUGUUUGGCUGGAUUUCAAGAGAUCGCCACAAUAAUGCGACGAUUUCUACGUAAUGACACCUACUCGUAACAUUGAUCAUCAUUACCGCCGCAUACCCUCACUCGUUACUACUUUUUCCGUCAACUUUUUUUUUUAUCUCAUCCAUUGAUACCCCUUGUUGUUUCUUUUUCCUUUUUUUUUUUUUUACUAUCCAGCCCAAUUAUGAAGCAUUUGGGAUGUAUCAUGUCAGGUACUGGCGUUUGCAGGCAGGGGAACAAGGGAUAG